UCGAGGCGCGGAUGGAGGGCGGGACCUAAACUGAGAGAACACCAAUGACAAUGUGCAGCGGGAUUUCACGUCCUUCCGUGUGCGCGCUCCCACAAGGCACUGGUGUUUGGGAAGAGAGACGGAAGACUGCUAACUUCUUGCAAAGUCUUCGCCGACGCGCCGAACGUGCUUCGGGUGUUUGUCUGCCACCUAUCUGGACUCCUCAGGAUGUCAGCCUCAGUCCCUCAAGGCCAUAACUGGGCCCGACGGGUAAAGAAGGAAGAGGAAGAAGAAGAUCCACUGGACCAGCUCAUUUCCCGUUCUGGUUGUGCUGCUGCGCACUUGGCAGUGCAAGAGUGCAUGGCAGAGCACCAGGACUGGCGGCAGUGCCAACCACAGGUGCAGGCCUUCAGGGACUGCAUGAGCGAACAGCAGGCCAAGAGACGGGAGGAGCUGCAGAGAAGAAAAGAACAAGCCAGUGCCCACCACUGAGACACCACCUGCUCCAAGAGGAUGAAAAUCAGCACCCAGACAGAUCACAGGAGGAAGAAACUCUAAAGUAUGAGCCAGGAGGUGUAAAACUUGUAAAUAGUCUUUGGGAAUAGGCUUGAGAACCACACAUCAGGAGUUUGGACAUGGCUGUCAAAAAGACCUGUCAUAUUUUAAUGGUCAGAUAUCCCACAUUUUCAACCAUCUUGUCCCACCCAUAUUUGCGUUGGAAAACACAAGAGUGGUAAGGGAUACGCUACCCUCCAUACCACCUCUUGGGUCAGUGUGCCAAGUCUGAGAUGAUUAUAGGAACGUUUCAAUUUUAGAAGUAAAUUCACAACCUAAAGAUCUAAUCAGGUCUGUCUCUUUAGUCAUGGGUUGAACAACAGCAAGUGUUUCUGAGGCACAAUUUUGGAACUAAUGUGAGGAAUAAUGUGACCUGUGCCUUCAUAUUGCUUGGAGUUGAGUUUGAGGGAUUGAAAUAAAACAACUGGAACAACUAAA
Messenger RNA from Cavia porcellus (domestic guinea pig), 972 nucleotides. Its product is annotated as cytochrome c oxidase assembly factor 4 homolog, mitochondrial. The transcript is spliced from 2 exons. NCBI's taxonomy places the organism in Eukaryota, Metazoa, Chordata, Mammalia, Rodentia, Caviidae. Gene Ontology annotation, cellular component: mitochondrial intermembrane space. Gene Ontology annotation, biological process: mitochondrial respiratory chain complex IV assembly. The record is from RefSeq and is a predicted model, not a curated record. The coding region runs from base 208 to 471 and encodes 87 amino acids.